Messenger RNA from Drosophila persimilis, 1278 nucleotides. RefSeq names its product L-galactose dehydrogenase. Bases 54 to 1088 code for a protein of 344 amino acids. Gene Ontology annotation, molecular function: L-galactose dehydrogenase activity. Gene Ontology annotation, cellular component: cytosol. The record is from RefSeq and is a predicted model, not a curated record. The transcript has 4 exons. NCBI's taxonomy places the organism in Eukaryota, Metazoa, Arthropoda, Insecta, Diptera, Drosophilidae.
UGGAUGGGGUAAGAAUUUCAUCACAGUGUGACAUAGAUUGGACGCGACUCAAAAUGUCUGGAACAUUGCCGGCUACCUAUGUGAAGGGUUUCCACGAUGAGGAGAAGGUGCGGCGCAUGGAAUACCGCAAGCUCGGAAAAACAGGUCUAGAAGUAUCGAAGAUUUCAUUCGGUGGCGGUGCGCUGUGUGCCAACUAUGGGUUUGAUCUUGAAGAGGGCAUCAAAACAGUGCAGGAUGCCUUGAAAUCGGGCAUCAAUUAUAUUGAUACUGCUCCAUGGUAUGGACAAGGACGGUCCGAAGAGGUGCUCGGCCAGGCCUUAAAGGAUGUGCCUCGGGAGUCCUAUUAUAUAGCCACUAAAGUGGCUCGCUAUGAGCUUGAUCCCAACAAAAUGUUCGACUUCAGUGCCAAGAAGACUCGCGAAAGUGUGGAAAAGAGCCUAAAGCUUUUGGGCCUGCAAUAUGUGGAUGUCAUCCAAAUCCAUGAUAUUGAAUUUGCUGAGAAUUUGGAUAUUGUUCUCAAUGAAACAUUGCCCACCUUGGAGGCGCUGGUCAAGGAGGGAAAGGCCAAGUAUAUUGGCGUCUCUGCUUAUCCCAUUUCUGUGCUCAAGGAGUGUCUAUCCCGAGCACCAGGAAGGUUCGAUACGGUGCUGACAUAUUGCAGGUACACUCUAACCGAUGACACGCUUCUUGAAUACCUGGAUUUCUUCAAGUCACAGAAUCUUGGCGUAAUAUCUGCUGCUGCCCAUGGCUUGGGCCUACUCACAAAUGCUGGUCCGCCGCCGUGGCAUCCAGCCACCGAUGAACAAAAGGCUCUGGGCCGCAAGGCAGCAGCUGUAUGCUUGCAGCGCGGUGUGGAGCUGGGAAAACUGGCCCUCUACUACUCCAUGAAACUGGGGGAAGUGAGCACCUUCCUCACUGGCAUGCAAACGCGGCAGUUGCUCCAGAUCAAUCUGGCGGCUUUCGAACAGGGCCUCACCGAAAAGGAGCAGGAAGUGCUGUUGUAUCUGAGCAAAAAUGUUUUGACCAAAUCUUUCAAUUGGGAGGGAAUCGAGCUGGAGCGUUAUUGGGCCGCGAUAAAGAACAAGUAAUUCCAGAGGAUUACCAAGAAGAACCACAAAUUUAAGAGAGCAUCUUUUGUUAUCUGUUUUAUUGGAAAGUUUUUGAAUGGUUUACAGCUCCAGAUAACCUUUAACAAUGGUUUUAUUUGCCCUAGAAUUGAACUUGACAUAAAUGAAUAAACAAAAAUCACUUUCAAUAAAUGAUAACUACAUAUACUAA